Messenger RNA from Cuscuta epithymum, 2382 nucleotides. The record is from the annotation of a GenBank genome assembly. Lineage: Eukaryota; Viridiplantae; Streptophyta; Magnoliopsida; Solanales; Convolvulaceae.
AAAAUUAAACAUUUCUUAAUUGACUUCUUCCAUUCUCCGAUCAGAUCCUCUGUUUCCAAUCUAACAGAGAACCACAACCACAUUAUAACUCGCCGCCGACACUACUCCCCGAUCACCACCAUGUCAAAACUCGCCGGCGUUCAUGUCCUAGUAUUCCCAUACCCAGCACAAGGCCAUAUGCUUCCUCUCUUAGAUUUCACGCACCAGCUCGCCAUCCGCAACCUUACCAUCACCGUCCUCGUCACUCCUAAAAAUCUUCCCUUCUUGUCCCCUCUCCUCGCAAGACACCCCGCCAUCAGCACCCUCGUUUUGCCUUUUCCGGCGAACCCAUCGAUCCCCGACGGCGUCGAGAACGUCAAGGACCUCCCUCCCUCCGGCUUCCGUGCCAUGAUACCCGCUCUCGGCGGCCUCAAAGAUCAAAUCAGAGACUGGUUUUGAUUUCACCCUUCGCCGCCGGUAGCAAUCAUUUCCGACAUAUUCUUGGGGUUCACCCACCGACUUGCCGUCGAGCUUGGCGUUCGCCGGUACGUUUUUUCCCCCUCCGGCGUCGUGGCCAUGUCCCUCGGUUUCACCCUGUGGAGAGAGAUGCCCAAGCGGAAGAAUCCGGACGAUGAGAGUGAGGUUUUCCGUUUUCCGAGCCUUCUGAACUGCCCGGAAUAUCCCUGGUGGCAGCUUUCUCCGAUUUACCGGAGCUACGUGGAGGGAGACCCAGAUUCGGAGUUCAUCAAACAGUCGUACCUGGAUAAUACCGUGAGUUCCGGGCUUCUGUUCAACACUUUCAGUGCGCUGGAGGGGGUCCACACAGAGCACCUCAAGAAGUACUUGGUCAACGAGAGGAUUUGGUCCGUCGGUCCACUGUUGCCUGCAGGCGAUGAAAACUCCGGGCCGGCGGAGCGCGGCGGAUCGAGCACCGUCUCAACGGAUGAGAUACUGAGUUGGCUCGACUCGCGGGAGGACAACUCGGUUGUCUACGUUUGCUUCGGCAGUCAAGCAGUGUUGACCGACCGGCAAAUGGAGGCGCUAGCGCUCGGGCUUGAGAAGAGCGGAGUCAACUUUCUGUGGUCAACGAAGGUGCCCACGGGGCACGUGGGUGAAGGCUACGGGGCGAUACCCACGGGUUUCCGGGAACGUGUGGGCCCGAGGGGAUUAGUGAUCCAAGGAUGGGCCCCACAGGUAUUGAUUCUCAAGCAUCGUUCUAUAGCGGCAUUCCUGACCCACUGCGGGUGGAACUCGACGCUAGAAGGAAUAGUUGCUGGCGCGCCAUUGCUGACAUGGCCGAUGGGCGCCGACCAAUACGUGAAUGCGGACCUCCUAGUGGACGAGUUCAAAGUGGGGAUGAGAGCAAGUGAGGGACAGGAAACGGUGCCGGACUCGAACGAGUUGGCUCGUUUGUUGAGCAAAGCCGUGAAAGAGGGAGGUGGGGAGGCAAAGGUGCGUGCUUUGGAGCUGAAACGUGCAGCGUUGGAUGCCAUUGUUAAGGGAGGUGAUUCAUUCAACAAUCUCGAAAACUUCGUCAAGCACUUGAGUGAAUUGGCUUCGGAACCAAAAGGAAACAAACAAUAACGUCUCUAGGGUUUUCCCUAGCUAGUUUUGCCGGCGGCGGCGUUUAGUCGCUCAGGUCCGGAGAUUCGGAGAUUUUGACUGCGUUUUGGAUCGUCUUUCUCCCACCGGUAAUUUUCAGAUCUCAAUUCGUCUCAUAGGCUUGAGGAAGAGGUGAAGGCGGGGUUGGGGUCUGGUUCUUCUUCACGGCAGGGGUUUUAUUCGGCUUUGGGGAGUUUGAAAAGGAGGUUGCAGGCUGCUGCUUUUUCGUCAAUUGGAUGCAACGAUUCGGCCACACGCAAUCUGGAAGGUCUGGGAGGUCAAGGGGAUGAUUAGCAAUUGUCAUAGCAGGUUGUUUGAAGGUGGUGAAGUAGGCCGACGAGGAGGUCACAGAUGAGAAAGGGACUCCAAACAAGAGCUCACGUGUGAAGGUAGACGAAGAGGUGCUGAUACGUCCCCCUCCUGAACCGCCGCCAUGGAGAAUUUUUGCGGCUAGGACUGUGGGAACUCAAUGGAGGUUUCUCGGGAGAAUAAGGAUGCAUUUUAAUUUUCAUGCUGCUGUUGUGUUUGGUUUUUCUACUUUCGAUCAGACUAUGUUUAUUUCUUUUACUUUUACUUUAUUCUGUCAGACUUUUACAUUAGGUAGGGGUGAUGAGGGUUUCGUUCUGGUCACGUUUGGCUCAUUUAGACCCAUUACAGGACAAUCGAAUCAUAUUGCUCUAUCCAGGGUGGUUGGUUCUCCAACUGGUCCGAGGGUUAGUGGCUGGAAGUGUUUCCUUUAUCGUUUGUAUCCCUUGCUGAAUGUUUUAUUAUCAAUAUAAGCCCUCUAGUUCUUGAUAAAAA